AUGGCUGCAGAGGACACUGUGCCAGGGCCAGGGCUGUGCCAGAGCUCCCCGAAGGGCUCCAGCUGCGGGGCCAGGAGCUCAGGGACCGCCCGGGCCAGGGGCAGCGAGGGGCGGCUGCUGCUGCUCCGGGAGCUGCCCCUGCCCCCCGGAGGGACACGGGCCUCCCCCUCCUUGGUGCAGCACCGCCAGGAUCUAGCAGGAGUUGGGAAUGCUCCCAGCCUGGGCAUCUCCCCAGGGCCACCCUCUGUCCCCAAGGCUGCCGUGGGACUGUUGCCACUCCCUCUGUCCCACAGCCUCUCCAGUGCUGCUGGGACAGGUGCCUGGCCCAAGGACGUGGGCAUCCUGGCCCUGGAGGUGUACUUCCCUGCCCAGUACGUGGAUCAGGAGGAGCUGGAGAGGUUUGAUGGCGUGGAGGCCGGCAAGUACACUCGGGGCCUGGGCCAGAAGCAGAUGGGUUUCUGUGCUGCCCACGAGGACAUCAACUCCCUGUGCCUGACCGUGGUGCAGCGGCUGGUGGAGCGCGGGCGCCUCUCCUGGGACGCCAUCGGCCGCCUGGAGGUGGGCACCGAGACCGUCAUCGACAAAUCCAAGGCCGUCAAGACCGUCCUCAUGCAACUUUUCCAUGACUCUGGCAACACCGACGUGGAGGGCAUCGACACCACCAACGCCUGCUACGGGGGCACGGCCUCGCUCUUCAACGCGGCCGCCUGGGUGGAGUCCAGUGCCUGGGAUGGUCGCUACGCCGUGGUGGUGUGUGGGGACAUCGCUGUCUACGCCACGGGGAACGCGCGGCCCACGGGAGGUGCCGGUGCCAUCGCCAUGCUGGUGGGACCCAACGCCCCGCUGGUGCUGGAGAGAGGCCUGCGUGGAACCCACAUGGAGCACGCCUACGACUUCUACAAGCCGAAUCUGUCCUCUGAGUACCCGGUGGUGGACGGGCAGCUCUCCAUCCAGUGCUACCUGCGGGCGCUGGACCGCUGCUACGCCGUGUACCGACGGAAGGCAGAGACCCAGUGGCAGCAGGCUGGCAUCCAGAAGCCCUUCACCCUCGAUGAGUUCAAGUACAUCAUCUUCCACUCGCCCUUCUGCAAGCUGGUGCAGAAGUCGGUGGGGCGGCUGCUGCUCAACGACUUCUUGGCCUCCCCCAACCCCGACACGGCCUCCGGCCUCUACAAGGGGCUGCAGUCCUUCCGCGGUGUGAAGCUGGAGGACACCUACACCAGCAAGGAGGUGGAGAAGGCAUUCCAGACAGCCAGCCAGGACAUCUUCAACAAGAAGACCAAGCCCUCCCUGCUCCUCUCUUCCCGCAAUGGCAACAUGUACACACCGUCCAUGUAUGGCUGCCUGGCCUCCCUCCUGUCCCAGUGCUCAGCACGGGACCUGGCCGGCUCCCGGAUCGGCGCCUUCUCCUACGGCUCGGGGCUGGCCGCCAGCAUGUUCUCCUUCCGUGUCUCGCAGGAUGCAGCCCCAGGCUCACCCCUGGACAAGCUGGUCUCCAGCCUGGCUGACCUGCCCGCCCGCCUGGACUCCCGCAAGCGCGUGGCCCCGCAGGACUUCGCCGAGAUCAUGAAGCGACGGGAGGAAACCCAUCACUUGGCCGACCACGCUCCCCACGGCUCCCAGGCGGAUCUCUUCCCCGGAACCUGGUACCUGACGCGGGUGGAUUCCAAGUACCGCCGCGAAUAUGCCAGGAAACCCAUCUAGAGUGGGAUCACCGGAGUGGUGAGCCCUGGGGAGGGAGAUGCUCUCUUUUCUGCUGUCAUCCCUCUUCAUUCCCUGCAGCCAGGGAACAUUUUUCCAUGUGGGAAAGUUCACUUUGCAUGGGUGGGGAAUGGCCAGCAGUGCCUCAGCCCCAGAGCUGUUGGAGACGGCGGCAUCUUCUGCAAACAUCGGAGCAGUGCAGGGGAAUAAAGGUGCAGAUGGGAGGGGGCAGCAGCCCA
Molecule: messenger RNA, 1940 nt
Organism: Cyanistes caeruleus (blue tit)
Lineage: Eukaryota; Metazoa; Chordata; Aves; Passeriformes; Paridae
Source: RefSeq, a predicted model, not a curated record